This is a messenger RNA of Knipowitschia caucasica, 837 nucleotides long. Lineage: Eukaryota; Metazoa; Chordata; Actinopteri; Gobiiformes; Gobiidae. The record is from the annotation of a GenBank genome assembly.
AUGGGGGAGGCCGAGCUGACGCUGAACCAGGCCGAAGAGAAGCCUCCGGAGCCGGGCCUUGUUCCUGCGGAGGAGCCGGUGAUCUGGAGCCAUGAAGUGGAAGUCUGUCUCUUCCACGCAAUGAUCGGACACAAGCCCGUGGGAGUGAACCGGCACUUCCACAUGAUGUGCAUCAGGGACAAAUUCAGCCAGAACAUUGGACGGCAGGUUUCCUCCGACCUGAUCUGGGAACAUCUGGGCACGAUGUACGACAUGCAGGCCCUGCAUGAGUCUGAAAUUUUACCUUUUCCAAACCCGGAGAAGAGCUUUUCGUUACCGGAGGACAUUGUCCAGGAUGUCAGAGAAGGUCGAAAUGAAGAGGAGCUGGAAGAGCUGAGAGUUGAGCCUCCAGUGAUCGCAGAGGAAGGCAGUAAUUCAUCGGUGAAGUCCGAUCGAUCGAAGGAUCGAGACAAACCCACGGAGUCUACCUCCAAAGACGAAAAGAAAAAGAGGUCUGCCCCAACACCUGCCCCGACAGCGGCUAAAGGUGGAGCACCUUCAGCCCCGGUGGCUAAAGGCGGGGCCCCUGCACCGUCCCCAGCCAAGGGAGGGGCUCCUGGAUCUACCUCAACAAAGACGAGCAACACUGGAGCUUCUUCAGCGCUCUUCCGGGUCCCUCCCACAAGUGAGUCACAGAAGGCAGCGCGAGGAAACAGCAGCAGCCGCAGAGAAAUAAGGAAACUGCAGAGCGCCGCUGAGCUGAAGGAGCGGGGAGGAUUUCUGCAUAAAAACAACGUAACAAGCUCUCAACCCGGGCUAAACCGAGACGUCAGCAGAAUGGACUGGAGCCUGAGCUGA